Eriocheir sinensis (Chinese mitten crab) is the source of this 2576-nucleotide messenger RNA. Its product is annotated as endoplasmic reticulum junction formation protein lunapark-A-like. Gene Ontology annotation, biological process: endoplasmic reticulum tubular network organization. The record is from RefSeq and is a predicted model, not a curated record. Lineage: Eukaryota; Metazoa; Arthropoda; Malacostraca; Decapoda; Varunidae. The coding region runs from base 136 to 1566 and encodes 476 amino acids. The transcript is spliced from 11 exons. Gene Ontology annotation, cellular component: endoplasmic reticulum tubular network.
CCCUCGGCGCGACAGCCAAUCAGCGGCCGCCUUCCGUCCCUCCUCGCCCCCGCCAGCCAAUCGGCGCCUUUGUUUUGGCCGCAGCCACCAGGCAAAACAAGGCGGAUAUUCCCCCAUGAGGGAGGAAGGCCGACCAUGGGGCUUAUCAUAUCCAGGUUUAGGAAAAAGCCAUCAACCAAAGAGCUUUUGGAAAAGAUCCAGAAGGAUGUCGAGGGGAUUGAAGAGUAUCGCAGUCACACACAGCAGCGGCAGAAGAGGCUGGUUGGCUACCUCGUGCUUUACUCCAUUGUCCUGUACCUGAUAGCCGCCCUUGUAUGCUACUUUUACUACUUCCCAGACAAUCUCCAGCACCGGCUCCUCUAUGCCAUGCCCUUCGUAGUCUUUCCUUUCCUAGUUUAUAUACUUAAGCGAAUACUGACGUGGUAUUAUUCUCGGAAAAUUAAAAAAAAUGAGGAAAAUUUGAAAACUCUAUUAGAGCGGAAAGAGAAGAUCUUGGAGGAUGUGAUGGAGACGGAGACAUACAAGGUGGCUAAAGAGAUCCUGGAGAAGUAUGCACCAGAUCAGCUACGCAAGAACCAGAUGCACAAAACAACAGCAGUCAGUGGAGCCUCACCAGUCACUUCUCUCCACUCAGAUGUUAGAAGACGGGUAGUGAACACAACCAGCACCCCACAGCCCCGCAUGGCUGGUGUUGGGGUGCGGCCGCAGGGGCUACCACACCAGACCCCCAUCUUCACCCCCAGGCCCAUAAUAACGCCUCAGGCCACACCAGUCAGACCAGUGGGUGGUGUGGGUCCCUUGAGGUCAGUUCCAGCGUUGGGCUCCCCACCCGGCCCUCCAGGACCCAGACUAGGCCUGACCUCCUCUGCCCAGGUGUCCUCCCUCCAGACUCCAAUGCCCCGUGGAGAAGUGGUUAGGGGGGAGGGUGGCCCCCCCGGGCCCCCUAUGCCGCGGCCAGUGCUUCCCCGCGAGAGAGGUUACCUGGAUCGCUUCAUAGAGUACUUGGUGGGUGACGGCCCCGCCAACCGCUUUGCCUUGGUGUGCCGGCAGUGUGAGUCGCACAAUGGCAUGGCCCUCAAGGAUGAAUUCCAGUACCUGGCUUUCCGGUGUGCUUACUGCUUCUACUGGAACCCUGCCCGAAAGCAGCGCCCCUCAGCCCCCCGCCUGGAGGACCUGGCUCCCCAGCUGCCCCCUCCCCUGCCCACUACUCAGGACCAAGAUGAAGAGGAGGAGGAGGAUCAAGAAUCAUCAUCAGGUGAAGAAGAGGAGGAAGAAGAAGAAGGAGGUGCAGAAGAAUCUGAAAGCAACAGCUCUGGUGAGGAGGAGGAGGGCCCAGCAUCCUCAGAGAUGUCUAGCACCAAGGCCACAUCAAGUCAGGAAGGUGUGUGCUGUGCUCCACCACCAGGUUCUCUGGAGGAUCUGGCCAAGUCAACACCAUCAUCUGACCCAACCACUUCAGAUGACCACCCGCCACCUUCAGGGGAUGCAGCCUUAGGGUCAGCUGGCCUCACCUCCUCCUCCACAACUCCACCCUCCUCCACUAAUGAGGCAGAAGAAACCGAAUAGAAGUUUCCAGUCAUUGAUCUGGACUGAGGCUGUGACUCAGUUAAUAAUACACCAAGUGAAGUGUUCUUGUGUUGCUGUUGUCUGUCCACCUCCCAAGCUUGUGUUCCUUUGUAGACUGCUUCAUACCUGACAUUUUUGGACUCUUCUCCAGGUCUUGGUACCCUCAGGAAAACUGGGCAUAUACAUCCUUUUCUGCACAUCACUGUCUGUUUUGACUUCAUCCACUUCCCCAACUCUCAGAUCUAGUUACUUGCUUGUAAAUGUACUUAAUUUCCUUUUCUCCUAUUUUUGGCAUCAUAGAAUUAUGCCUUUAGUGAAGUGUUGGCUUUUGCACAAAACAUUACAUAGUAGCCACACAUUCUUUCAUAAUUUCUAUCAUCAGGAAUCUUCCACUGAUCUCUCACUGCCAGUAUUUUCUAAUCACUUCUUGUACAUGACAGUGCCGAGCCAUGUGCCGGCACUCGUUAAACUUUAAGAGGAAUCUUUGAAUCUGCCAUUCUUGCAACAUUUGGUGUUUGGUUCAAGCCAGUAUAUGUUUCUCUUUCCUCCCAGAUGUUUGGGUGCCAAGGAGUUUGUCAGUCAUUAUAUCUUGAGUGAUAGAUAUUUUUUUUUUAUUUAGAGAGUAAGUAGCUAAACAGGUGUUUCCAAGAAAAUGCAGACCGUUUUAUUAUUGUGUGUAAUGUCUGCCUUUUUCUGUUGCUCACAAGCAGGUGCUAUUAGUGUGUUUGGUGACAGCUGCACCCUGACUUACAGAUUAUGAAAGGUAAUGCAUAGCCAGAUAAAACAUACGGUUAUUUGAACCACUUCAUACUAAUUGGACUGUUUGUGUUCAGUAUUACUCAAAGUCUUCACUCAUAGGAAAAUAUGCUUUAACAUGAUAUUUUUCCAAAAGUAACUGUGUGCCCAGUAGUUAGCAGGAACAAGUAUUGCCUGUUGAGAUUUGCAUACUGUGCUGUACAAUACAGGCAAGUGUUUGUUAUUGUUAGCUUUAGUAAACUAUUACUUUCAUA